Necator americanus (New World hookworm) is the source of this 417-nucleotide messenger RNA. RefSeq lists its product as uncharacterized. The transcript has a single exon. The record is from RefSeq and is a predicted model, not a curated record. NCBI's taxonomy places the organism in Eukaryota, Metazoa, Nematoda, Chromadorea, Rhabditida, Ancylostomatidae. Bases 1 to 417 code for a protein of 138 amino acids.
AUGCUUACACGAAACUCGUGGGAUACAGUAAUGUCAAAGAGUUUCUUGACAUUUGAGCAAAACCUUCUGCGGCAAUGCAGUUUGCAGAAGUUACUUGAUCCGCCGAGAUGGAGAAGGACUAGAAAGCCGGUCUGGGCUGACGACGCAUGGAAAGCUGCCAUAGAAGAUUUGAUUACGCAUGCCAAAAAGAUUAAGUACGACGUCGGACUGACACAAACUAUGCGUUACCACCCACUAAAUGCUGCAAAUACCCCGGGAAAGUUUGUGGAGUCCGUGUCUCCGUCUGUCCGAUCCGAAUCGGACGAUCACUUUAAAGAAGUUGUGGAUCAACACAAGUUUCCACCGAAUUCGUCGCUUACGCUCCAAUAUCAAGAUGCAAGCUUUCUAGAGCAGCUCUGCAAGCUUUGGAAGCUAUAA